AUGGCUAACGUACCGGCUAACGUACAGCGGCCGAGAUGCUUUCUCGAUAUCAACAUUGGAGAGCAACCGGCUGGUCGAUUGACGAUUGAGCUCUUUGCUGACAAGACACCGAGGACAUGCGAGAACUUCAGGCAACUGUGCACCGGCGAGCACAAUGGCAUGUCCUUCCAACAAGUCCCCUUCCACCGAGUCAUCGACGAGUUCAUGAUCCAAGGCGGCGAUAUAGCCAAUGGUGACGGGACUGGCAUGCAAAGCAUAUACGAUGGAGAGUUUGAUGAUGAGAACUUGGACUGGCGGGAGAUGGAUGCAGCGGGGUUCUUCGUUACUCUCGAGCCGUGUCCUCAUCUGAACGGCAAGCAUACAAUCUUUGGACGAUUAGUAUCUGGACAAGAUGUGCUGGAGAAGAUCGCAGAGGUCGACGUGGAUAAGGGUGACAGGCCAUUGGAGCCCGUGCUGGUUGCGAAAUGCGGCGAGCUUGAGCGAAAGAAGAAGAAGACUGAAGCACAGCCUCAGCCGCCUACACAAUCAAUUAGUGGGGAUAGAGGUCGAAGAAGAAAGAGCAAUCAGUCGGACGAGGACAUGGCUGAUAGUCCCGAGCCACCCAAACCACGAAAUCGAAGACAGAGCGACCACGAGGUCGACGAAGGUUUGCGUGGAAGACCUCGGGCACGAUCAGGAUCAAGAUCAGACUCGAAUGCACUGUCAACCACCGGCGAAGAGGAAGGGAACGAGGACUCCCAGUCCCCGGUACUGAAGCACAAGCGAAAACGCAGCAAGUCUCCAAGCCGACACGUGGAUAGAAGAGAGGAGCACGCGGGAGAGAAGCGCGAAGCAGAGGACCCGCGCGAGUUCGAGCGAAGGCGGAGGAGUCUACCGAACCAGUACGGAGACGACCGAUACAAACGCGAUUAUGGCGGAGACGACAAUAGAUACCGUCCUAGUCCACGACGAGGCGGCGAGGACUAUGCUGGAAGAAGACAGGAUGAUCGAUAUCGUCCUUCGCGCGAUCGUCGUGGAUACCAGCAGCAGGACGAGGGUCGACUUGGUGAUGGUGGAAGACUAGGGGGAGGAGGAGAAGGGCAUGACGAUCAUGAGCCGCAGGUGAAGUUCAAGGGAAGGGGUGUGAUGAAGUAUCGUGAGCCUGGACGACUGUAA
Recurvomyces mirabilis is the source of this 1155-nucleotide messenger RNA. RefSeq lists its product as uncharacterized. Gene Ontology annotation, biological process: protein folding; protein peptidyl-prolyl isomerization. Lineage: Eukaryota; Fungi; Ascomycota; Dothideomycetes; Mycosphaerellales; Teratosphaeriaceae. Gene Ontology annotation, cellular component: intracellular membrane-bounded organelle. Bases 1 to 1155 code for a protein of 384 amino acids. Gene Ontology annotation, molecular function: peptidyl-prolyl cis-trans isomerase activity. The record is from RefSeq and is a predicted model, not a curated record. The transcript has 3 exons.